Molecule: messenger RNA, 1292 nt
Organism: Panicum virgatum (switchgrass)
Lineage: Eukaryota; Viridiplantae; Streptophyta; Magnoliopsida; Poales; Poaceae
Product: transcription factor MYB61-like
Exons: 3
Coding region: 407-1177 (256 amino acids)
Biological process (GO): regulation of stomatal movement
Source: RefSeq, a predicted model, not a curated record
AGAGUGUGGCUGCUUUUGCGAUGGCAGCAAGCUGCGGCUGCACGUUAAACUAGCUAAGCUAGCUUCCCGGCUCCGGCUGCAUGCUGCCUCGCUCCUGAUUGAACAUGGGUGCUUUACAGCCAUCAUCACGCAAUUACAAAAGACUCCCUGCAUAUAGUAGUACACGACGCAUGGGCCAUUGGGGAUAAACAAUGGCGCAAGAUGCAGCGGCUGCCCCAAUUUACUAAGCAAAACGUUUCUAACAAAUCCGACAGAUUGUCACCAGGGCAUCGAUCGAGUACUUAAUCCAGUGAGCCAGACUUUUUCUAGUGUGCACAUGCCAUUCUGAUUGUGACUUGUGAGAGCUAGCUAGCUAGUAGGUCGAUUGGGAAUCAAGAGCACGCCAUUGCUGGGCGGGCAGCAGCAGAUGGGGAGGGUACACCCUUGCUGCUCCGAGGAGAAGAAGGUGAGGAAAGGGCUGUGGUCGCCGGAGGAGGACGAGAGGCUCACGUCCCACAUCGCCCGCUUCGGCGUCAGCUGCUGGAGCUCCAUCCCUGAACUUGCAGGCUUGCAGAGGUGCGGCAAAAGCUGCCGGCUGCGGUGGAUGAACUACCUGCGGCCGGACCUCAAGCGCGGCCGCUUCUCCCAGCAGGAGGAGGACCUCAUCAUUGCGCUCCACAAAGCACUUGGCAACAGCUGGUCCCAGAUCGCGGCGAGGCUGCCCGGGAGGUCGGACAACGAGAUCAAGAACUUCUGGAACGCGCGGCUGCGCAAGAAGCUCCGGCAGAAGGAGGCGUCGUCCACGACCGGGAGCAAAGAGCCCGCCGCGAGCCACCACCGCCGUGGCGGCGAGGACGGCGGGAGCGGGACACAUCCGCCACCGCCAGCCGUGCAGUUCAACCCAGUCCCGGCUCCCGAGGACCGUCCGCGCCCUGCCGGCUAUGUCGCCGACCCAGCUGCCGCCGGUAGCACCGCGGCGGCAGGUGGUUCUCCUCUUGUGGCCGGGAACGCCGCAGCUGCGGAGUCGGUAGCGCCGUCGCCGACGAGCACCACGAGCGCGUGCACGGAGGCGGGAGGCUGCGACGACGGGUUCCUCAAGGCGAUGGUCGAUGACGCGAGCUUCCUGUUCGGGGAUUUCUACCUUGACGGCAACCAAGAUGGGUCGAUCAGCUUCUGGGAAGGUCAUGCGUUCUGCUGAUUUCUUUAGUUUGCUUCUUGUUCUUGUUUUCCUUUUCAGUGUUCGGCUCCAUUUGUUCCUGGGUAACACAAAUUCAAGUUGCUUCAUGUAACAUGAGUGUGUGUUUGUGUGUGUA